This is a messenger RNA of Lodderomyces theae, 729 nucleotides long. RefSeq lists its product as uncharacterized. NCBI's taxonomy places the organism in Eukaryota, Fungi, Ascomycota, Pichiomycetes, Serinales, Debaryomycetaceae. Bases 1 to 729 code for a protein of 242 amino acids. The record is from RefSeq and is a predicted model, not a curated record. The transcript has a single exon.
AUGGCACCGAAACGAAAGAAAACGGGAUUUCAACCGUCCUCUUCUUUUAAUGAGAUUGUGCCUGAGAUUGAAGAUGAGAUUGUUGAAGCGUACGCUGAGCAAUUAGGGGACGACGACACCGAUCUUCAUCUAGACAAAUUACCCCAUGUAUUGGACAAGUUGAACAUACCCGACUGUUUCACUGGUGAUAUAAAGACAGCUGUGGACUAUUACUACCAAUUCAUGCAUAACCGAAGCUACAAUAUUGACGACGUUAAUAUGAAACAACGAAACACGCGAGAGGUGAUUUUUGCAUUCACAAUUACAACAUCUACACAAACCGCAGACGAUACAUCCGAUAUCAUUGACAUCGACAAACUAAUACGGCAUCUAAAUAUGCUAGUCAAGUUUCGGAAUAAUUAUCGACAUAUAGUAUCCACAUGGAAGAUGCUCAUUCAAGAGUCGAGUGAAUCAAAUUGUCCCAACACCGACCCCAUAAACAUUGAAACUUUCCAAAUGACACUCCCCACUUUGAAAAACGUCAAGACCUCAUUGAAUUUGGAUAACGAUUCUCAUACUAAAACACCGUUGAACGAUGGCUUCUUGAUUGAUAUGUUGGGAUGUUGCCAGCAUGAUGAAAAAGAGCAUUUGAUAAACUACUCAUUCGAUAAACAAGGUGCAUCCAUCAUGAUUAAGGAUUUUGCUGUCAUAUUGGGCAAGCUUGGGGAGCUUGAUGAGGAGGAUGUGUAG